Messenger RNA from Protomyces lactucae-debilis, 1938 nucleotides. RefSeq lists its product as uncharacterized. Lineage: Eukaryota; Fungi; Ascomycota; Taphrinomycetes; Taphrinales; Protomycetaceae. The transcript has 2 exons. The record is from RefSeq and is a predicted model, not a curated record. The coding region runs from base 1 to 1938 and encodes 645 amino acids.
AUGGAAGGACCUCUCGGCAUCAACUUGAAUGAGGCGCGGAUACUCGAGCAUGCGCAUCAGCGCAACCACCAACAGUCAGACGACAAGGCUGAGGAAAAGGCGCCAGAGUACCUAGCAUCAAGAAGGUUCACAGAUUUGUGGGGAUUGGAAUUGCCCUACUACUUCAUCACCAUGGCGGCACUCACACUGCCGCUGUAUACUUGGAGUCUGAAGUGGUUCAUCUCUGGCACACCGUUCCUCAUCUUUGUCCUGUUACUUGGACAGCCUGAUGGGCUCUUCAAGCGUCCACCUGUGCUGUCUAUCAUCAUUCUUUCAAUUCAGGCAUCGUACCUCAUCUGCAGUACAUCUUGGCUGCUCAUCAAAUUAUACAAGGGAGUCUGUUAUCCGGCCAUUGUGAUUGCUGCAUUCAUGCGCAUCACAUGGCUGCAGCUCAAGCUACGCGAAUCUCUACGGAAAGUAUUUGCUUCAUUCCACAUCCAUGGAGACAAGCUGGCCUUUUUCAACUUUCCAGCCCUCGAUAUUGACGAUGGCGAUGUCCCUUGCUUGCUCGUCAUCAAGGGCGUCACAUUUUCCUUGAGAACCCUAACACUCCAAGUACACGGUGUUGAAGUAGGCGUCAAAAUCAACGACGACUUGGAGAUUGGCAUUCAAACAGAUUCAUUCAUUUGGCGGAUCGGACGCAAUAUCGAUAUUGGUGAUAUCUAUGGAACCGUCAAGGGCCCAUUCACAGACAAGAAGAAAAGCGGUCUUCAUCGUGACUUAGAGCAAGACGACCAACAAGCGCAUCAUGAUAUUACGAAAGGCCGACCGCCUAUGCCCAUGGGAAGGACAAGUGCCGCUGCGCUCGCAGAAGAGCUCAAGGCGAAAGAACACUACCAAGCAACAUUGAAUAAGAUUGAUAGGAAGGACAUCACACAUCAGGCACGACGUGCGCUAGGGUCUACCACAGAUGAUGAGAAUCAGAUGCGAGCCUUGAUUGGUUCUUACAUUCAUGGCAGCGAGUCAGUACCGAAUCCACCUGGCAAAUCGGUCAAGUCGAGUGUACUGACAGCCAUGGUGCCUCGUGUUUUCAAAACGGCCUUUCACAAUAUUCCGGUCCUCUUGAGGCUAUUUCUCAAUCUAGUGGCAUACAACCACCCUGUGCUCUUCAAAUCAAUCACACUGACGGGCAAGGGCCACUAUAUCAACCACAUGCUUGAGAAUAAACUGUUCAAGCACUAUACCCAAGAAAAUAAGGAGCUCGAAAAACUCAAGAAGUUUGUUGAAGGCUUCCUGUCUGACGGGAAUUUUAGCCUGGUCUUAGAUGGACUUCUUGGAUUGGCAUCUGUUCCGCUGAAUACAGAGUACGAUAUAGUCACCUUUGUCAAAACGCCUAGGAUACUCGUCAUCAAAUCGAUGCCGGCGGCGCAUACCGAUGAUGAGAUAGUUGUGGACCACGAUGAAGACCAGGAACAGGCACAGACUGUUUCCAUCAUCAGUGGUGCAGCGGCGACCUUUUCAAUACCAUCCUUCCUUCUCCCAGAUCAUGAGCACUUACUACCAGAGCCACCUACUGAUGCCACGACCAAGGACGAAGCACAAAUCAAGAUGAGCGUGCUGGCUAGUCUGCCGGUUGAGUUUGACGACGCCAUGAUCAACUUUGCACUCGCACUAAUCAAAUCCUCACAAGUGCUGACCCUUCACAAGAAGGCCAACAGCAUGAGUCAGGAAGUCCACUCCAUUGGCGACUUUUUCGGUUCCUUGAUCGGUUCGACAUCUGAACAAAUCAAAAAGAGCCUUGUUGAAGCACACGUCGAUGAUGCUUGGGUGGAGAAGAUAUUCUUGAAGGCCAUCAAUGGCUUGCGAACGCUGAAGGGCGAUCUAGGGUAUCAGACUGAUAUCCCGAUAGACUUGUCUGAACUCAGAUCAGCCAAGCGCUAUGUCUAUCGGUCGACCUGA